AUGAUCUACAUAUCGAGACUUGAUCGAUCUGUACAAGAAGAGUACAUUGGAACGUACUAUCCGAACUCUUUGAACCUUCUCUCAUACACGAAUUGGGUGAUCAUUCCACCGUCAAUCGGAAACUCCUACGAGAUCAUGUUUAUGUGGUUUUUUGAGGUGCUUCUCUUCAAUCUAAUCGUCGCUUUGGUCAUCUUUCAAAUCAUUCGUUUACUCCGACAAUACACUUUUACAAUGAGUCCAUCAACGCUGAAAGCUCAUCGGCAUUUCGUUAGAGCUCUUUUCAUACAAGCUUUAAUCCCAUUCAUCGUCUAUUCAACUCCAGUCGUAAUUGGGCUCAUUUGUGCGCUUUUCGGAUUUCAAAGUGAUAGAAAUAGCUCGAAA
This is a messenger RNA of Mesorhabditis belari, 381 nucleotides long. The record is from the annotation of a GenBank genome assembly. Lineage: Eukaryota; Metazoa; Nematoda; Chromadorea; Rhabditida; Rhabditidae.